GCUUCAAACAAACCCCUCAACAACCUACACUCCAGUGCAUCACAACUACUCAACCAAACAGGUUUACAAGAAAUUUAAACCUCACCAUGCAAACGUUAUCCCCGAAAAACCUCGAAAAUUUAUUUCUUGGCUGGAAUGUUGUUGAGCCUAGUGAGAAUUUAGCUUCAACAUCAUCAGCAGCCUCGCCAAUGCCCAGUUUCUCCGGACAGUACCCGAAAGAACUGGGCAAUAAUUGGAUGGACUAUCAAGGGAUCAAGAACUGGGAAGGUUUGCUUGAUCCCCUCGACGAUAGUUUACGUGGAGAAAUAAUCAGAUAUGGUCAUUUUGUUGAAGCUGCUUAUAGAGCUUGUAAUUUUGAUCCCUCUUCUCCUUCAUACGCCAUGUGCAAAUACUCGAAAAAGAAGCUGCUCCAAUUUUCUGGCUUUUCAGGUACUGGUUAUCGUGUUUCUAAGUACUUAAAAGCCACUAGCGGGAUACAGCUUCCAAGUUGGGUGGAUAAAGCACCUAAUUGGAUGGCCAAGCAAUCGAGUUGGAUUGGUUAUGUCGCAAUUUGCCAUGACCAAAGAGAAAUUACAAGACUCGGGAGAAGGGACGUUGUCAUUGCCUUACGUGGCACUGCAACUUGCUUGGAGUGGCUCGAGAAUCUACGAGCUACUCUCACCCCUCUCUCAAAUAAUUAUAAUAACAAUAACAAUAAUAAUGAAUAUUGUUCCAGCAUAUAUUCCGAUAGUUGUUGCCCAAUGGUCGAAAGCGGUUUCCUAAGCUUGUAUACGUCCAAGAUGGGCACACGUCCCAGUCUACAAGACAUGGUGAAAGAAGAAAUAGCCCGAAUCAUAAAAGCUUACCCAGGUGAAACUUUAAGUUUUACCAUCGCAGGCCACUCACUCGGGGCAGCGUUAGCUACCCUGAUGGCCUACGAUAUUAAACAAGCUUUGGAGGAGAUUCCCCUCGUUACAGUUAUUUCUUUUGGCGGUCCGAGGGUCGGGAACCUCAGCUUCCGACACCAUCUUGACAAACAAGGCACAAAAAUCUUGCGCAUUGUCAACUCCGACGACCUUAUAACCAAAGUCCCUGGUUUUGUCAUCGACAACAACAAUAAUAACAACAACAACGAUAACUUUACGAACAAUAAAGGUGGCCAUUGGAUCCAAAAGCUUGUGGAAGAUACUCAAUGGGUAUAUGCAGAUGUUGGGUGUGAACUGCGUCUAAGUAGCAGUGACUCGCCAUACCUUAAUGGGAUCAAUAUUGCAGCUUGCCAUGAAUUAAAAACUUAUCUUCAGUUGGUUAAUGGAUUUGUUAGCUCAAAUUGUCCUGUUAGAGCUACUGCCAAAAAGAUGAUGCAGAAAGCUAACUAUGUAAAAAGUAACAGAAAUGACGACUAA
Molecule: messenger RNA, 1382 nt
Organism: Nicotiana attenuata
Lineage: Eukaryota; Viridiplantae; Streptophyta; Magnoliopsida; Solanales; Solanaceae
Product: phospholipase A(1) DAD1, chloroplastic
Exons: 1
Coding region: 87-1382 (431 amino acids)
Biological process (GO): lipid metabolic process
Molecular function (GO): glycerophospholipase activity
Source: RefSeq, a predicted model, not a curated record